GACGGCCAAGGUUGGCUAGGUCUUUCUCGAACGCGGGGAUAGAGUUUGUGGUGCUGGGACGAGAUCGAUCGAUCGAUCGUGUCGCGGGAGGUGGAGAUUGCGAAUGCGAGUUUAGGUCUCGUAUCUGGGAGCGCGAGGAGGCUGUGCGCCGCGGUAUGUAGGUUUUGGAUCAGCUGUGGGGAGGAAAUCAUGCGUUGCUUGACGGAAGCGUUUCUAUCUAGCGAUUCUCGGCCGCCGGUCAGUGGCAGCGGGCUAAGCGAAGAUGAGCGAUUCAGCUAUGGCUACUCGAGCCUUUGCGGGAAGAGGAUGUCAAUGGAAGAUUUCUACGAUGCUAGAAUUUCCAAGAUAGAUGAUACUGUGGUGGGUUUGUUUGGAGUUUUCGAUGGACACGGUGGUUCUGAGGCUGCCGAGUAUGUGAAGAAAAACCUCUUUGACAACCUGACAAGACAUCCUCACUUUGUGAGCAACACGAAGCUUGCUAUUGAGGAGGCCUAUAGAAAAACCGAUGCGGACUACUUGCACAAUGGCCCCGAUCAGUGUGGCUCCACGGCCUCCACAGCGAUCUUGGUUGGAGAUCGCUUGCUUGUGGCCAACCUGGGCGAUUCACGAGCGGUGCUGUGCAAGGCUGGUGAAGCCGUUCCCUUAUCCAACGAUCACAAGCCGGAUCGAUCGGACGAGCGCCAAAGAAUAGAAAACGCUGGAGGAUAUGUCUUGUAUUUGGGAACCUGGAGAGUUGGAGGCGUGCUGGCCGUGUCUAGAGCCUUUGGAGACAGCUCGUUGAAGAAAUUCGUCCUCGCGGAUCCAGAGAUCCAGGAAGAGAGGAUAACGGAAGACGUCGAGUUUUUACUCCUCGCGAGCGAUGGUUUGUGGGAUGUUUUGACAAACCAGGACGCUGUGUCGAUGGUCCAAUCCAUACUGGAUCCGGAGGAAGCAGCCAAGAGAUUAACGAGCGAGGCGUAUGGCAAAGGAAGCGCUGACAAUAUAACUUGCGUCGUCGUGAGGUUCCUCCACAAGAACUCGAAGUGUGAAUAGAGUGUAUUGUUAUAAUUCUUGCUAACCGGUGUUUAACGUGUUAAUAAGCAUAAAAUAUUAUAAUAGAACUUUGAUCGAUCUAAA
Messenger RNA from Selaginella moellendorffii, 1116 nucleotides. Its product is annotated as probable protein phosphatase 2C 45. Bases 190 to 1032 code for a protein of 280 amino acids. Gene Ontology annotation, cellular component: cytosol; nucleus. Gene Ontology annotation, molecular function: cation binding; protein serine/threonine phosphatase activity. The transcript is spliced from 8 exons. Lineage: Eukaryota; Viridiplantae; Streptophyta; Lycopodiopsida; Selaginellales; Selaginellaceae. The record is from RefSeq and is a predicted model, not a curated record. Gene Ontology annotation, biological process: protein dephosphorylation.